CUAGCUCGGGAUUGCAUCAGUUGUGCUUUGUGCAGUUCACGGAUUUGGGAAAAUGGCUAAAGGCACUCAGCAUCAGCUUGCAGCAGCGCUCAAGGCAAUGAUUGUUUACAAACAGCAAUAGUGUAUAAUUAAAGACAUCAACAAAUUUUCUUAUUAUUUUUAACUUUCCCCGGGGGUUUGACAACAACGCCGGACGCCUCGGUCAGUGUGAGCAGUGUAUAAUGAUAUAAACAUAAACGGUACCAACACUAAUUAGACGGUAAUGUUUUUAUUUUCGAUUGGCUUUGAUACUUUUGGCGAUUUUGUGUUCUUGCGCUAAGCUACCGCUAAGUCCCAGACGGGGAAAAUAUUUUUUCAUAUUUUUUUGUGUAAUUUCGCAAUCAAUACUACUUAUCUUAUCAUGGUUUUAUAAGAUACAACAUGUUUGAGCCAUUUCAGUUGACUACAGUUAACUUUUACAGUAACUCGCCAAAAGAGUUUAUUCCAAUGUUAGUAAUAAAACAAAAAUAAGAACAAUUCAGGAAAGCAACGAUAAAAACAAAACAUUUUUUUACACGUUUCAUUUUCUGUGGAUGUCUGUAUUGGCAGCAGUUUGCCGACAGACCCCCCAAACCUAUUUCCACCAGUGCUGUGAGAAGGGGGUUAGCGACUUGUUUAGUGUCUAUGCUAAAAACAGUUGCACCGAAAGGCUUGCCGCGCGAACCGCAUCCACAGUUCGCUAGUUCGGGCGAUACCGACGGUGGUUUCCUUUGUGCGAAAGUAGGGCUUAUCAAGGUGUGAAGGUGUUUUCAGUUCCAAUUUUGCCAGCCAAACCGGGUUUGAUUAGCAGGAAAUAUUCCCAGCCCGAUAGCAGAAGAACACACACACAUCCGGUAACCGAUGGAUUCCUUCUUCGAUCUCUUCGAUCCGACAGCUUCCUCAUCAUCUUCCAGCAGCAAUGGAAUCGCCGACAGUAGCGGCCAUCUCAACAACAACAACUUCGACGAUGACGACUACGAAUCGAUACUGUCGGUGGAGGCAUUUCUGUUAAAGAACCAAAGCAACAAGCAAUCGCAGCAACUUCCCGACAGAACCCGCCUACAGCAAUACUCUCCGACAUCGGCGAUAAUCGACUUCGAUCUGGACAUACUUCCACCGGAACCCCAGUUGGGUAAUAUCGAGUACAAACUGAAGCUAAUCAAUCCCUCCAAGCAACGCUUCGAGCACCUGGUGACACAGAUGAAAUGGCGUCUGCGAGAAGGCAACGGGGAAGCGAUCUACGAAAUCGGUGUUUCCGAUUCGGGUCAGCUGCACGGUUUGAGUGAAACGGAUAUGUCCUGCUCGCUGCACACUCUUAACCAGAUGGCGCGAAAGCUGGGUGCGUCAACAUCUGUUCUGCGCAGGAAAAUGCUCUCGGUGGGACGAUCCGUCGUUGAGGUGCUCGUUCGUAAGAUUCCGGACGAUCAGCAUAACAUUGAAGUGCGAGUAGCCGUGCUAGGCGGUGCCGGUGCCGGUAAAUCCACCAUGCUAGGAGUGCUUACACAAGGCGAGUACGAUAACGGAAGAGGUCGAGCGCGACUUAACAUGUUUCGGCACAUGCACGAAAUACAAACCGGACGAACAUCCUGUAUAUCCCACGAAACGCUGGGAUUCGAUCAACAGGGCAAUGUAAUUAACUACAAGUACAAUGAGAUGAUGACAGCGGAGGAAAUCAGUGACCGUUCGACGAAGUUAGUAACCUUUAUGGAUCUUGCCGGCCAUCGGCGCUACCUGAAGACGACCGUUCAAGCACUGUCCGGCUAUUCGCCGCACCACGCACUGAUCGUGGUGGCAGCUGGAAGCAAUAUUAGUAACAUGACCCAGGAGCAUCUUGCCAUCGUUCACGCACUGGAUAUGCCAUUUUCGAUAGUAGUCACCAAACUGGAUCUCGUUCCACCGGACAACAUUUUGUUUGAGCUAAAAACUCUCCUAACUGCCGUCGGUUAUCGCAAGGUGCCAUAUCUGAUAAGCACCGAGGAUGACGUGCUUAAUGCGAAUGCACACCAAAGUAUGGACCAGAUAGUGCCGAUCUUUUGUGUGUCGAACGUCACAGGCGACGGGCUGGAUCUGUUGACCAAGUAUCUGUACGUUCUGUCGCCCGGUAUUAGCAAUUCCGAGAAAGAACGACUCGAGCAGGAGCCAAUCGAGUUUCAGAUUGAUGAAAUUUUCAAAGUAGCCGGCGUUGGGCCAGUCGUCGGGGGUCUACUAGGUAUGGGCGUGCUGACGGAGAAUCUACAGGUUCGCAUCGGACCGCUCCAGGAUGGUACUUUCUACCCCAUUACGGUACAAACGAUUCACCGAAACAAAGCACCAUGCCGAGUGGUGCGGGCAGGACAAAGCGCUUCACUUUCCUUCUAUCCCAACGAUGAUUUACCACCACUCCGCAGUGGCAUGGUGAUAUUGCCAGACUACGACGAGAACGAGAACGCUUUCGGAUCGUAUUUCUUCCAGGCCCGCGUGUCGGUGCUAUUUCACGCGACGCGCAUCUUCGAGGGCUUCCAGACGACGGUGCACAUCGGCAGCAUCCGGCAGACGGCCAUCAUCCAGGGGAUAAUGGGUGCCGGGACGGACGGGAUCUCAACCAACCAGACGGCGUCGGUGAUGUUCCGCUUUGUACGCCAUCCGGAGUACGUCCGGCCGGGCAUGCGGAUACUGUUCCGCGAGGGCACCUGCAAGGGGGUCGGCAAAGUGACGCAAGUAUUUCCGCUCAACCUAAAGCUAAACUAAGUUUUCUGUAUUUUUACGUUUCGAAAACGUAUCAUCGGUGUUGAAGUGUUAGUUUCAAUGACGAUUGAAAGAACAGAAAUUUGUACAUAGGGACAGCAGAAGCAAACUAUGAUUUUGUGUAAUUCUAAGCAACACUUAAGUGAUUUUAAAUGUGAAUUAACUACCUUACUAAUGCUAAUAUAACUCGAAGGUUUAUUGAAUAAAUUGACAGUAACAUGCAAGCUGUGGUUUGUGCGAAACUCAGUAAAAAAAUGCUAUAAAUCAAUAAAAGUAUAUUUUUAAAUAAUUGUUCAAGGAACUGUUAUAUAAAUUUGAGUGUACAGCUGUAAAGUCUCACUGAUGGAUUUUCAGUGUUGUGUGUGUGUAAUCCUUAAUUAAUAAAUUGCCGAAAAAUGUA
Messenger RNA from Wyeomyia smithii (pitcher-plant mosquito), 3142 nucleotides. RefSeq names its product GTP-binding protein 2. Lineage: Eukaryota; Metazoa; Arthropoda; Insecta; Diptera; Culicidae. Gene Ontology annotation, molecular function: GTPase activity; translation elongation factor activity; GTP binding. The transcript is spliced from 3 exons. Gene Ontology annotation, biological process: translational elongation. The record is from RefSeq and is a predicted model, not a curated record. Bases 880 to 2745 code for a protein of 621 amino acids.